ACAAAACCCCCGCGCAGCGCCGCGCGCUCAGCCGGCACUCGCUCGUGGAGAGGAGGAGGAGGAGGAGGAGGAGGGAGGCGGCCAGAGGGAAACUGCAUUGGGGAUUAAUAAGAGGCAGGAGGAGGGAGAGGUGCACGCAGGCAAACAUCUGGACCAUGAAGUUGGCCUUUAGCUUGCUUCUCCCACUUGUUCUUGUGCUGAUCUCGGAGGUGAGCGGGCAGCGGAGGAAGCCUCCACGGAAGCCCACCCGCCCACCUCCUGAGCCCAUCGAGCCUGUUGAACCUGUGGAGCCCACUGAGCUUCCCCCACCUCUGCCACCUGGCCCACCCUCCAUCUUCCCCGACUGCCCCCGAGAAUGCUACUGUCCCCCGGACUUCCCCUCUGCUCUCUACUGUGACAGCCGCAACCUACGGAAGGUUCCCAUCAUCCCAUCCCGCAUCCACUACCUCUACCUCCAGAACAACUUCAUUGAUGACCUCCCGGAGGAGUCCUUCAGGAAUGCCACGGGGCUGAAAUGGGUCAACCUUGACAACAAUCGCAUCCGGAAAGUGGACAGGAGGGUCCUGGAGAAGCUGGAAAACCUCAUCUUCCUCUACAUGGAGAAGAACCAGCUGAAGGAGGUGCCUGCUUUCCUGCCACCCAACCUGGAGCAGCUGCGCCUGAGCAGGAAUCAGAUUUCCAAGAUCCCUGCCGGGGUCUUCAAUAAGCUGGAGAACCUGGUCCUCUUGGAUCUGCACCACAACAAGCUCAGUGAUGGAGUCUUCAACAAAAACACCUUCAAAGGACUCAAGAACCUCAUGCAACUCAACCUUGCCCACAACAUUCUGAGGAAAAUGCCACCUGGGGUGCCCAGUGCCAUCCACCAACUCUUCCUGGACAGGAACAACAUUGAGGACAUCCCCAGUGACUACUUCAAGGAGUUUCCCAACCUGGCAUUCAUUCGGCUCAACUACAACCAGAUCUCUGACAAGGGGCUCCCCAAGAACUCCUUCAACCUCACCAACCUGCUGGUGUUGCACCUAGCCCACAACAAGCUCACCAAUGUCCCUUUCAUCAGCUCCAAGCUGGAGCACCUCUACCUAAACAACAACUCCAUUGAAAAAAUCAAUGGGACACAGAUCUGCCCCACCUCACUGAUGUCCAUCCAGGAUUUCUCCCCCUCUGACUUGGACAGUGUGCCCCGGCUCCGGUACCUGCGGCUGGACGGGAACCUCCUGAAGCCCCCCAUUCCCUUGGACCUGAUGAUGUGCUUCCGUCUCCUGCAGUCCGUGGUUUUCUAGCCCUGCGUGCAUCUCAUAGGACUUGGCUUUGCACGAAGACUCAAACUACAUCAGUAUUUGACACUUGGGACCCUCUUCCCUCUUCCCUUGCUCACCCCCUAACCUCUCUGUUCCCCUCAUGUCACCCUCUUACCCCCCCUUUCCUCCCCUGAAGUGGCUUCUGUGUCCCCGGGUAUGUCUGCAGCAUUGCAGCAUCUAUCCCAUGUCCCAGCAUUAGCCUGCCCAUGCCCCCCCAGCCCCCGCUUGACCGCUGGCCAGCACUGGAGCUGGCUCCAUCUCUCCCCUGGACCUGGAAGAGUUUUGAGAGGGUGGGCUCGGCCCUAUCCAAAGCAUCUCCUGAUGGAGCUGAUAGGGGGGUGUUUGGGGAAGGGAUGGCACAGGAGCUAGUGGUGCUGCUGGACAGCAAUCACACAGCCCUGUGACGGAGCUAUUUCAGCUCAGAGCAGCCGUAAUCUGCACAAACACCAAACCUAAACAACCACCAAAGCCAGCAGCCCGAGGCUGGCCUGUCAGGGGACAUGUGCAUCCCUGCGCUCGGGGCAGCAGCAAGCAGAGCUGAGUCCCUGCUUUGGGAAGCUCAGCCCUCCGUUCCCGCACCGCCUCCCAUCAGUCCAAGCGGGUCCCGCAUCCAACCAGCCGCGGCGCAGCGCUGCUCCGGGUCCCAGCCCGACCCCAGGACUUUGCCCCGAGGUCCCGCGGCCGCCGCCCGGUUCGGUGCGGGGGGAGCGGGCUGGAACCGCCGGGCAGAGCCGGCAACGACACCUCGUGGCCGCAGCCACGGCCCGGGGCCGGGACGCCAUCCUCCCGCUGCUCCGUAGCCUUGCUCCCGGGGCAGCGUGUCUGAGGGCAGUCGGGCAGGAGAUGGUGGCGGGGGGUGGCCCUUCCCCUGCUGCUGCCGACGGGGUUGCAAUACACUCCGUGUGCUCUGCACCCCUACCCCGAGUUCAACCCCCACCUCCCGCAUCCCGCCGCCCCCGAGCUGAGGCACAGACGUGGAGAACGUUUGGGUUCUGCUGCCUGGGUGACCGCGCCAACCCCCGCCCUGCUCUCCCGUACCCCCUGUGCCCACCUCCUGCACGUUCCGUUCUGUCGCAUUCUUGGACCGAACACACGUUUGGUUUUGCCUUUUUUCUUUCUUUUCUUCUUUUUUUUUUUUUUUUUUUUUUUUAAGGAGAGGCAAAGGGAAAGAUUACGAAUUACUCGUUACUCUUUCAGAAAAGCUGUUUUUUAUCCCCUCUUCUCCCCAUUCCCACAUGUAUCACACCCCUCUUGGAUAGCUGUGCCUGCAUAUAUAGGGUGUCUGGGUUCAGAGGGGAUUAUUCUCUUUUUUCUUUCCUUUUCUUUUUUUCUUUUUUUUUCCUUUUCCUUCCUAAUUCUCAAGAUUUAGGUUUGAGGAGGAAAAAAAAUCCAAUCAAAACAAAUGUAAUGGAAUAAACCAAAGAAACAAGACUUGGUAUUCAGCCCCCAGAGUGACCCUUCUCUGGGGUGGGCAUGGACAGGCACUGUGUCCCACUCCCCAGGAAGGAGUGGGGAUGCUCCCUGCAGAUGACCUGCGUGCACCAGAGAUAGGAAGGACCAGCAAACUACCAGGAUAUUCGGGAUUACUUUAAUAACACGAGUCUCUCCAAAUCUUCCUCCAAUGGGCUUUGUUGGGUUUGACAGGUUUCAACCUUAAACCCGAAGACCCUAUUGUGUAUAUUUAUAUAUAAUGUGUAUAUAUACUGGUAGACUGUACAGAUAUAUCUAGAGACAUAUGUAGUUCUCAACUGAUUUCAACUUAAUGGUAUUUUCACUCCUACUCUCCGCAGCAGUGAAAAUAAAGUGAUUCACAAGGGA
This is a messenger RNA of Coturnix japonica (Japanese quail), 3116 nucleotides long. It is a transcript of the gene PRELP, whose product is annotated as proline and arginine rich end leucine rich repeat protein. Lineage: Eukaryota; Metazoa; Chordata; Aves; Galliformes; Phasianidae. Gene Ontology annotation, cellular component: extracellular exosome. Gene Ontology annotation, molecular function: protein binding; heparin binding. The record is from RefSeq and is a predicted model, not a curated record.